Lepus europaeus (European hare) is the source of this 988-nucleotide messenger RNA. It is a transcript of the gene NUBP2, whose product is annotated as NUBP iron-sulfur cluster assembly factor 2, cytosolic. Gene Ontology annotation, molecular function: 4 iron, 4 sulfur cluster binding; ATP binding; ATP-dependent FeS chaperone activity. The record is from RefSeq and is a predicted model, not a curated record. NCBI's taxonomy places the organism in Eukaryota, Metazoa, Chordata, Mammalia, Lagomorpha, Leporidae. Gene Ontology annotation, cellular component: cytosol. Bases 74 to 889 code for a protein of 271 amino acids. The transcript has 7 exons. Gene Ontology annotation, biological process: iron-sulfur cluster assembly.
CGUCACUCCGGCGGCGACGCGCGGCGGGUGAGAGAAAGCGAGCCGGGAGCCGCUGGGGGCUGCCCGCGGCGCGAUGGAGGCGGAGGCCGAGCUCGGGAACCUGGCCGGCGUCCGGCACGUCCUUCUCGUUCUCUCGGGGAAGGGCGGCGUCGGCAAAAGCACCCUCGCGGCGGAGCUGGCCUUGGCCCUGCGCCACCAAGGCAAGAAGGUGGGGAUCCUGGACGUGGACCUGUGCGGCCCCAGCAUCCCGCGCAUGCUCCGGGCGCAGGGCAGGGCGGUGCACCAGUGUGACAGCGGCUGGGCGCCCGUGUUCGUGGGCCGCGAGCAGAGCGUCGCCCUCAUGUCCGUGGGCUUCCUGCUGGAGAAGCCGGACGAGGCCGUGGUGUGGAGAGGCCCCAAGAAGAACGCCUUGAUCAAGCAGCUCGUGUCGCACGUGGCCUGGGGACAGUUGGAUUACCUGGUCGUGGACACGCCCCCAGGGACCUCGGACGAGCACAUGGCUGCCGUGGAAGCCCUGCGCCCCUGCAGGCCCCUGCAGGCCCUGCUGGUCACCACCCCGCAGGCGGUGUCCGUGGGGGACGUGCGGCGGGAGCUGACCUUCUGCAGGAAGGCGGGGCUGCAGGUGCUGGGGGUCGUGGAGAACAUGAGCGGCUUCACCUGCCCGCACUGCUCGGAAUGCACCAACGUCUUCUCCAGGGGUGGAGGCGAGGAGCUGGCCAGACACGCGGGGGUCCCCUUCCUAGGCUCUGUGCCUCUGGACCCCGAGCUCACCAGGAGCCUGGAGGAGGGCCGAGACUUCAUCCAGGAGUUCCCCAAGAGCCCUGCGUUCCCCGCACUGACCGCCAUAGCCCGGAAGGUUCUGGACGGGGCUGCUGCUCACCACUCCUGACACGGGCAGCCCAUGGCCACCCCCGGUGCCUCAGAGGGCUGUGCGGAGCAGCGGACCUGCAGGCCGCCCUGCCCGGGGGCAGUCUCGGGGCCAGCGGCC